This is a messenger RNA of Phytophthora infestans T30-4, 2183 nucleotides long. RefSeq names its product heat shock 70 kDa protein. Gene Ontology annotation, cellular component: cytoplasm. Lineage: Eukaryota; Oomycota; Peronosporomycetes; Peronosporales; Peronosporaceae. Gene Ontology annotation, molecular function: ATP hydrolysis activity; ATP binding; misfolded protein binding. The transcript has a single exon. The record is from RefSeq and is a predicted model, not a curated record. Gene Ontology annotation, biological process: cellular response to unfolded protein; protein refolding. The coding region runs from base 113 to 2074 and encodes 653 amino acids.
GUGGACAUCAAGCGAUUCACACUAACAACAACAGGCUUCGGAACGUCCGAUAGCGAAGACUACAAGACCUACUACAUAAACUACCCAACACAAACUCGCAUCAGAACUCAAGAUGACUCAAGCUACGUCUGGAUACUCGGUGGGCAUUGAUCUGGGCACGACCUACUCGUGUGUGGGCGUGUGGCAGAACGACCGCGUGGAGAUCAUCGCCAACGACCAGGGCAACCGCACGACCCCGUCGUAUGUGGCGUUUACGGACUCGGAACGUCUGAUCGGUGACGCUGCCAAGAACCAGGUCGCUAUGAACGCGGCCAACACGGUGUUUGACGCCAAGCGCCUCAUCGGUCGCAAGUUCUCAGACCCCGUGGUGCAGGCCGACAUCAAGCACUGGCCGUUCAAGAUCACGGCGGGUCCCGGUGACAAACCGCAGAUCACGGUGCAGUUCAAGGGUGAGACCAAGACGUUCCAGCCGGAGGAGAUCUCGUCCAUGGUGCUGAUCAAGAUGCGCGAGGUGGCCGAGGCUUUCAUCGGCAAGGAGGUCAAGAACGCCGUCAUCACGGUGCCGGCUUACUUCAACGACUCCCAACGCCAAGCAACCAAGGAUGCCGGUGCUAUCGCUGGGCUCAACGUGCUGCGUAUCAUCAACGAGCCGACCGCCGCUGCGAUCGCGUACGGCCUGGACAAGAAAGGUGGCGAGCGCAACGUGCUGAUCUUCGAUCUGGGCGGCGGCACGUUUGACGUGUCUUUGCUGAGUAUUGAGGAGGGCAUCUUCGAGGUGAAAGCCACAGCGGGUGACACGCACCUGGGCGGUGAGGACUUCGACAACCGCCUCGUCGAGCAUUUCGUGCAGGAGUUCAAGCGCAAGCACCGCAAGGACCUGACGCAGAACCAGCGCGCGUUGCGUCGUCUGCGUACGGCGUGUGAGCGUGCCAAGCGUACGCUGUCGUCGUCGGCACAAGCCUACAUCGAGAUCGACUCUCUGUUUGACGGCGUGGACUUCAACUCGACCAUCACGCGCGCGCGUUUCGAGGACAUGUGCGGCGACUACUUCCGCAAGACGAUGGAGCCCGUGGAGAAGGUUCUACGCGAUGCCAAGCUGUCCAAGGGCCAGGUGCAUGAGGUGGUGCUCGUGGGCGGAUCCACGCGUAUCCCCAAGGUGCAGCAGCUGCUGUCCGACUUCUUUAACGGCAAGGAGCCCAACAAGUCCAUCAACCCAGAUGAGGCCGUCGCGUACGGCGCCACGGUGCAGGCUGCCAUUCUGAGCGGCAACGACUCGUCCGAGAAGCUGCAGGACCUGCUGCUUCUGGAUGUGACGCCGUUGUCUCUAGGUCUGGAGACGGCGGGCGGUGUCAUGACGACGCUGAUUGCUCGUAACACGACGGUGCCGACCAAGAAGUCGCAGACGUUCUCGACGUACGCGGACAACCAGCCGGGCGUGCUCAUUCAGGUGUUCGAGGGCGAGCGCACCAUGACACGCGACAACAACCUGCUCGGCAAGUUCAACCUGGACGGCAUCCCGCCCAUGCCUCGUGGGGUGCCGCAGAUCGACGUGACGUUCGACAUCGACGCCAACGGCAUCCUGAACGUGUCGGCCGUGGAGAAGUCGACCGGCAAGGAGAACAAGAUCACGAUCACGAACGACAAGGGCCGCCUCUCGCAGGCCGAGAUCGAACGCAUGGUGGCGGAGGCCGAGAAGUACAAGUCGGAGGACGAGGCCAACAAGGUGCGUAUCGAGGCGAAGAACGCGCUGGAGAACUACGCGUACAGUCUGCGAAACAGUCUGAACGACGAGAAGAUGAAGGAGAAGAUCCCGGAAGCCGACAAGAAGGUGGUGGACGACAAGGUGACGGAAGUGAUCCAGUGGAUGGAUGCGCACCAAUCGUCGGAGAAGGAGGAGUACGAGUCGAAGCAGAAGGAGCUGGAGAGCGUGGCUAACCCGGUGCUGCAGAAGGUGUAUGCAUCUGCAGGCGGUGCUGGUGAUGGUAUGCCCGGUAGCAUGCCGAAUGAUAUGCCUGGUACUGACUCUCGCUCGUCGGGUGCCGAGCAGGGUCCGAAGAUCGAGGAGGUGGACUAAGUUGUCGCCAGUGAUUCGGUGUGGGAGAAGUGCAUGUUGAUAGAUAUGCUCAGAUUAUUUUAGCAAAGAAACCAAUAAAGUAAAUAUAUGUGCACAUGCAGUAGACUGA